Molecule: messenger RNA, 2972 nt
Organism: Silurus meridionalis
Lineage: Eukaryota; Metazoa; Chordata; Actinopteri; Siluriformes; Siluridae
Gene: ccdc150
Product: coiled-coil domain containing 150
Exons: 17
Coding region: 221-1456 (411 amino acids)
Source: RefSeq, a predicted model, not a curated record
AGUUGGAAAAAAAUGGUUUAUUUGAAGUAAAUGAACCAAUUUUGAACAACAUUUAUACAAAUAAAACCAUAAAUAAUAAUAAUAAUACAAAUAAAAUGACUGUUUUUAAGCAGAUUCAUCAGUUAUAAAAACCUAAUAUUUUCUACCUUGUAUAUGUAUUUUGCUCAAUAAUAAAUGUCUCAGUGAGCAAUCAGGAUCAAGUCCAAACAGUCCUUCAGUCAUGUCCAGGUCCGUGAUGACGUUGAGACUUGGAGCAUCUCUCCCCGAGUCUCUUUCGUUGCUGCACCGACGCCUCCUGGUGGCCGAGCGUCAGGGGGUGGAUCUAGCGACGAAGCUGGGUGUCUCAGGAGGUGAGUUGGACACAGAGUUGAUGGACAGCUCGAAGCCUGAAGCUUUGGAGACGAGGGUGUGUCGCCUCGAGAGUCUCUUACACACGCUGAGGCUGAGCGUCUUCCGCGUCGAGACGGAAAGAGAUCUCAACUCCUCACACACAGAACGUCUCCAGGAGCAGCUCGCGGCUCUCCAGGAGCAGUGUGAGGAAGAGCAGCGCUGCUCGCAGAGGGCGGUGAUGCGUCUGAGGGAUCAGAUGCAGCAGGAACGAGAGGAGGCCCAGAGGGAGGCGUACACACUGCGGGAACAGCUGCACGUCUCACGCUCUUCUCGAACGGACGUCUUUGCCGCGGCAGACGAGCUGAAGAAGAUCAAAGUUCAGCUAAACCGAAAACUCCAUCAGUUAAAGGAGGCGGCGGCGCGGGAGACAGCAGCCCGUCUGGAGGCCGAGCGAUCCCAUGAUGCACUGCUGCGGAGAGUAAAAGAGCUGGAAGUGGAGGUGGAGAGCGAGAAAGAACAGGUGAAACUCCUUCAGGACAACGUCCACGCCCUCAAAGUUGAUGGACAGGAGGUGAGGGCGGAGCUCGAAGUGAAGGCAGAGCUUGUACAGAGCUUGCAGGAAGAGCAUCAGCAGCUGAUGGAGCGGCUAGAAGAGAAGGCCAUUCUCGCAUCAGAUCUAGGCGCCGAGUUAAAGAGUAUGAGAAUAACUCUGCAGGAGCAGAAGCAGGAGAACACUACACUCCUCAGGGCCAGAGAAAAACUGAGAGCAGCUAAAGAUAAAGUUCAGGCACUGAACGAUCAGUUAGAGGCUCAGUGCUCCGAUCUGAGUUCAGCUCUUCACUCUCUCACUGAGGAGAAAACACAACUGCAGGCUGUUCUGAAGAAAGAGCAGGAGCGUACGGCCGAGCGCCUGAAGGACAUGGACCUGCAGUUAGACGCAGCCAAGAGGAACAUGCAGUGUGAAGUGCAGGAAGCUCUCGCAGCCAGACACCUGCUAAACAAGGAACUAGAAACUCUGAGGUUGGACCAUACCAAACUGCAGCAGAGCUCCGCCGCCGCCUUGGACGCCGCUGUCCAUCAUCAGGAGCUGCUGGAGCGAACCAUCAAGAGAUUGCGGGGGAGCUGAGUAACGUAUUUGAGGAGCGAGAGACCAUGCAGAAACAGAGGGAGGAGGUGUGUGCAGAGCUGGAGAUUGUAAGGACAAACUACAAAUGUCUGCAGAAGCAACUUAAACAGGUACAGAAGGAGUUACAGCUGAAGAAAGCUCUUCGUGAUGUGUCGUGUAGGUCAUGUGACCUCACACAAACCAAUUGGAAACUUCAGGAAAAGUGUGUGAGCAGGAGAACCUCCCGUCCAAUCAGAACUCUCGGAUUCAAUCACAGCGGGUCGAGCUGAAGCAGAGACACAGAACAGAACUGAACAUCUCAGCUAGGUCUGAGCCCCUGGAGCAACUGCGUAAUGAUGUCGCGUCUCUGCAGGCCGUACUCCUCGAUCUCUCCUCCAGCCAGCAGGAGGAGCUACAGGCAGAAAGAUUCCUCACACACACACUGCAGGAGAAAUGCCAGAUGUUGCAAGAUUGUGUAUCGAAGCUGAAAGAAGAAAGAAACGAAGCUGAACAGAAGAUGAACCAGGUCAGCCUCGAGUCCCAGAAGAUCUCUGACAACCUGCAGAAGGCACACGGCUGGUUUCGCUCCAAAUUCGCCAGUUUGAAAAUUGGAUCGGGACACAGCCGGGCCUCGUUUCCGGGGCGAUCGGGGGACUUCCGGAACGACGGGAAUGAAACUGCAUAUGGUCCCAGUAAGGUGGGGUGUGUGGCUGAGCCGGAGCUGGAACGCUGGGAUUAUACACUGCAGCGCUGGGAGGCAAAGAAAGAGCUGGACCGCAUGGCAAUGACUACAAAGCUUCAGCACACACACACUCAGUGACAUAACACACACACUUAGUGACAUAACACACACACACACACUUCAGCACAGGAACACAAGAACCUCCUUUAUCUCCUCAGGGUCUCAUAUUUAUUGUUGAAACUAGCGAGUCGAGUGACACUGCAUCAGGCCUGGAAAUUCCCAGUUGCUAGCCAGCUUGUUGAAAUACUGCCAUUUUGAAGCACAUUAGCGAAAACACACUGCAACAUCUACACAUCCGGCGGCUAAACCAGUAGCCUCGGUUAUUAGCCGUACUCGCACCGUGUGUGUACGAGUUUAUCGCUUUACAUUCGUGAUUUUGCGUCUGGUCAGUCGGUGCUAAGCAGCUGCCGGUCAUCCAUCUGACCGCUAGGUAACAGUUACUAGCGUAUCUAUUUUCAUCUUGUCUUUAAAUAGUUUGUGCGUCUGAACUAUAAAUAAACUGUUUGCAGGACGAAGCGUCACUUCUCAUGAAUUUUCAUUUUCAGGAAUACAGGAGUCUCAGAGUUUUAUUGGUACCACUGUUGUAGGAAAUGAAUCCAGGACUGGGUGGUGGUGGAUGACUGGGAGUGAUGGUCUGAGUGGUGAAGGACAGAGUGAUGGACAGAAUGGUGGUAGACAGGUUGUGAUAGGCUGGUGGUGGAGAGGCGGACACGUCUGUCGUUUAACGCAAUUCGCAAAUGUCACAAAGCAUCAACGCUGGAGACCCGUACAAACAAAUAAACACAUAAAUAAACA